CGUUGACAUCCAUUGCGACAGACUCAACAGACGGCAGCAUCUCAUCAAAUUCUUGAAGAAAAUAUUUCAUUUGGUUUAAAGACCUCCUAUUUAUUACGCUAUACGACCAAUUUGCGACAGUUUCGCCAAACUCUGGAUAUUUAGGCUUCUUGCUCAUCGACUCUUGCCUUCGCGUUUCAUCACCACCGUUCUCCCAAUCUCACCAACCCAUCUUCUUCUACCGCGAAAAUGGCGGCGUCUUUUGUUCAGGUUAUGCCAGAGCACUGGACGGAGCUGAAUGUGGCAAGAAAACAACGGGAUCAGUGUGCCAAAGACGUGGACGUGCUGAAGCAAGCCUGCGAAAAAGACUGUGGCAAAAGCCAUGUGGUGGAAUGCGACGACUGUUAUAUCAAAGUUUUGGAACGAAUGCGACAAAGAUAUGGCGAAAGCUCCGAAAGAGAGUGGUUUUCACAAAGAGGAAUGUUUCUCCAGGAGAUGGAUGACUUGUUCACAGAGGCCAAGAAGAAAGUAGUCAGCCUUAAGACGAUAGAGGCCAGUAUUGAGUCUGAAAAAGAAGCUUGGUAUCGCUGGGUGCUGCGCAGAUAUCCAGAAUUCCUGGAAGUCUCUGGAGAUAGUCUCCCUGAUGAAGAGCUGCGAGGCAUGCUGGACGACCCGGACCGUAGCCGUGAUGAACUCGUUGCGAUGAUGUGGCGCGGCGUAGGCAAGCCGGCACAAUGGUCUGAGAAUGUGGAUAGAUUUUUGGAAAGAAUAUCAGCGGCAGCAAGCGAUGGUGCAGAGCUGAAGAAGGUAUACGCAGCCGAAUUCUUUACCGAUAUCAACAGCGGCAACACGCUGGAGCAUGCGCAGCCAUACCUCGACGAAUACAUGUCGCUGGAAGGCGAAUCUGCCCUGGGCGAUGUCAUUGGAAAAAUUUCACAAGAAAAUCAGCACAACCGCAGUACACAGCCUCAGAGAGAUAGCCAGGCUCGCCGCCUUGACGAGCUUCGCCGCGCUAAGACCGCGAUGGAACAGAACAAGGUGCGCUUAAAGGGAGCGGCCAAUACUGGUGUUGUGGUCAAGGAAGAGCUGUACAAUUUGCCACCAUGCUCCAAUUGCCAAAAGGAAGUGCCUGCGCAGGACGUAAUCUCCUGCUCACUGUGCCAGGUUGCGACGCAAGUAGGCGGCAAGGCUAGCUUAACCGCCUUUUGCUCCGAAGGCUGCUAUCAGGAUGGACAGGAAACACAUGUGGAAAAGAGCCAUCCUUGCGAUGCAGGCGACAAAUGCGCACAACUGCUAGAUGAGGAUGUCGACAUGGAUGAGGACAAUAGAGAGCCCGCCGUGUGUAUAACGGGGAACAAGGUCACGCUCUUUUGCACAGAGAAAUGCGGUAAGCAAAACGCUGGCAGCAUAGACGGACUGGCUAGUGAUGCCCAGUCAUCCAUGCUGCCGCUCCGGGAAGCUGUGAAUAAGAUGAUGGAGGAGGAAAACAAGGGACUUGCAUUUACCACGUUGUAAGAAAAAGCAUUAAUUAUGCGGAAAAGGUUAUUAAAGCUUGAUUAGUAUGUCGGGAGGCGCAUGGGACUAUGGCGUUGAUUAGAUGUACAUUUUUAUACCCUUUGGAGUUUGAGGCGAGAGGGCCUAACGACUGCCAUACAGACAACCUGUGGCAUCAUAUACAUGGUAUUGAUAUUUCAAGACAAUAAAAGUAUCCUAUCCAUAC
Molecule: messenger RNA, 1699 nt
Organism: [Torrubiella] hemipterigena
Lineage: Eukaryota; Fungi; Ascomycota; Sordariomycetes; Hypocreales; Clavicipitaceae
Source: the annotation of a GenBank genome assembly